Grosmannia clavigera kw1407 is the source of this 1074-nucleotide messenger RNA. Its product is annotated as aaa ATPase domain containing protein. The record is from RefSeq and is a predicted model, not a curated record. Gene Ontology annotation, biological process: DNA repair; DNA-templated DNA replication. The transcript has 2 exons. Lineage: Eukaryota; Fungi; Ascomycota; Sordariomycetes; Ophiostomatales; Ophiostomataceae. Bases 1 to 1074 code for a protein of 357 amino acids. Gene Ontology annotation, cellular component: Ctf18 RFC-like complex; Rad17 RFC-like complex; Elg1 RFC-like complex. Gene Ontology annotation, molecular function: ATP hydrolysis activity; DNA binding; DNA clamp loader activity.
AUGCCCGCCGCCGCCAAGCCCGAGGAGAAGGGCGAGUCCUCGACGUCGGCAGCAAAGAAGGCGCUGGCUGCUACGUCGAAUGGAACGCCCAACUACGAGCUGCCCUGGGUCGAAAAGUACCGGCCGGCCUUUCUGGACGACAUUGUGGGCAACACCGAGACGAUUGAGCGGCUCAAGAUCAUCGCCAAGGACGGCAACAUGCCGCAUAUUAUCAUCUCGGGGAUGCCGGGCAUCGGCAAGACGACCAGCGUGCUCUGUCUGGCGCGGCAGCUACUCGGGGACGCGUACAAGGAGGCGGUUCUGGAGCUGAACGCGAGCGAUGAGCGCGGCAUUGACGUGGUGCGCAACCGGAUCAAGGGCUUCGCGCAGAAGAAGGUGACGCUGCCGGCGGGCCGGCACAAGAUCGUCAUCCUGGACGAGGCUGACAGCAUGACGUCGGGAGCGCAGCAGGCGCUGCGGCGGACGAUGGAGAUCUACUCCAAUACGACGCGCUUCGCCUUUGCGUGCAACCAGUCCAACAAGAUCAUCGAGCCGCUGCAGUCACGCUGCGCGAUCCUGCGCUAUGCCCGCCUAACGGACGCCCAGGUCGUCAAGCGGCUGCUGCAGAUCAUCGAGGCUGAGCAGGUGCGCUACAGCGACGACGGGCUCGCCGCGCUCGUCUUCAGCGCCGAGGGCGACAUGCGCCAGGCCAUCAACAACCUGCAGUCCACCCACGCCGGCUUCGGCUUCGUCUCGGGCGACAACGUCUUCAAGGUCGUCGAUGCCCCCCAUCCCAUCAAGGUCCAGGCCAUGCUCAAGGCCUGCCACGAGGGCAACGUCGACGCCGCCCUCGACAUCCUGCACGAGCUCUGGCGCCUCGGCUACUCCAGCCACGACAUCAUCAGCACCAUGUUCCGCGUCACCAAGACUAUGCCCGGCCUCAGCGAACACGCCAAGCUCGAGUUCAUCCGUGAGAUCGGCUUCACCCACAUGAAGAUCCUCGAGGGCGUCCAGACCCUGCUCCAGCUCAGCGGCUGUCUCGCCCGCCUCUGCAAGCUCAACAUGGACCCGAAGCUGUUUGCGGCCUUGUCGUGA